This is a messenger RNA of Momordica charantia (bitter melon), 1045 nucleotides long. RefSeq lists its product as uncharacterized. NCBI's taxonomy places the organism in Eukaryota, Viridiplantae, Streptophyta, Magnoliopsida, Cucurbitales, Cucurbitaceae. The record is from RefSeq and is a predicted model, not a curated record.
ACUUACCUACAUAAAUUAGCAGAGUUGAGUUUCCAUAUUUCGAUUUCGCCGCACUCUGCAACUUCUUCAACUUUCUUUCUUCACUGAGCAUGACGCAAAUGUGGCUUCUGUGGUGGCCGAAGACCGUCUCCGCCGGCGGCAAAACUACCACAUCCUCCGCCACCGCCGCGGUAACUGCGACUUCCCUCGCCAAAAAGGCGUCCCCCUCCUCUCACUGCAACUGCGUCGCCAAACUGUUGCGGAAACUGAAGAAACGAGGGCGAGUUUUAUGCAGCACUAGUGGAGAGAGCAGCGCGUUCCAGUGCCGGUACGAUCCGCUGAGCUACUCUCUCAACUUUGACACCAGCGGCUGCGGAAGCUUGUUAGACGAAGAUUACUAUCAGUUCUGCGCGUUCUCUUCCAGAUUCGCGUCAAAUCCAGGAAAUGCUUCUCAUUCUGUCCCUGAUGUAACAGUCACUGCUUCGCGCUAGCGAUCUCUGUCCCUACCAUUUUUCUUUCCCCUUUCUUUAUCGGUGUUUAACUUGUAUGGUACAUUAGGUUGAUUCUGAUUAUAUAUAUAUAUAAAUAUACACGGUUCAAGAAGUUCAGAUAGGGCAAAAGCAAGCAACAUUAAUUAAGAUCGAAUUCAGAUCAUUUUAUUUACCUGUUCGUGAAAUAAUUGGAUCAAUAAUUAUGACUUGAAGAGAGUGAAGAUCACACGAUGCGUUCCAAUGAGAAUCAUUGAAAAAAAGUGGUGGAUGGAUGGAUAAAGGAAUAAUAGAGAGAAGAAUCAGAGUUUUGUCAGAGCUCCAAUUAUGAUCCUGGAUAUGAAUUUAUUUAUUUUUUGAUAUAUGAGAAAGUAUUGAGUUUUGGUUCGAUCUUUAAUAACAAGUGGAAAUUGAAGAAAGUGGUUCCGGAGUGAAAAGGAAGCAUGUGACAUGAAAAGUUGGUAUUAUUUUGGCAGACAAAACCCGGUGAUGGAUGGUGGCAAUGGCAAAUAUACUAUUUUUCUGUUCUGCCAUACAGCGGCUUCACUUGGAUUUCUGUGUUGAGAUCAAAUUAUGUA